Plasmodium vivax (malaria parasite P. vivax) is the source of this 978-nucleotide messenger RNA. RefSeq lists its product as hypothetical. Lineage: Eukaryota; Apicomplexa; Aconoidasida; Haemosporida; Plasmodiidae. The transcript has a single exon. The record is from RefSeq and is a predicted model, not a curated record. Bases 1 to 978 code for a protein of 325 amino acids.
AUGAGCGAAAGCAAGGGGAGAAUAAAGUUAAGAAUUCACCUCGGAAAUGAGGCGGAAAAUAAGGACCAAGCGGUGGAGAGUGAAAAGGGGAAGCCCGCCAAAUCGAGCGACAUGAAGAGGAGGAGUGGUCAUGCAAAAGAUGGGUCAGAUGAGUCAGAUGGGUCAGGUGGGUCAGCUGGGUCAGCUGGGAGAGGAGACGAAGGGGAGGCGAGCGAGCCGAUGCACGAACGAGACGGGGAUAGUUGCAAAGGGCGCAAGAAGCACAGGAGAGACCGCCUGGAGGAGAGAAUCACGUCCAUCAUUUCGAAGCUGACCAGAAUAGCCUGCAUUUGCGAGGACAAGAACAACCACGUCAGCGACAGCAACAGUGUCACGCACAGUCGGGAGAAUAGCAACGAGGGAAGUCGCGACCACAGCAGAGAGGAUAGCCGCACGCACAGCAAUGAUAACAGCCGCGAGUACAGCCGGGAGCGCAGCGGUGAAUACAGCCGGGAGCACAGCCGCGAGCCCAGCAAGGAAAGUAAAAACUCCCGAAUCUGCCGGAAGCUCACCAAGGAAAUGUACAAAUACGAAAAGAGCCUGAUGAGCCUCAACAGCUUUAUUAAUGACCGGAAGAACGGACUCGAUGAAGUCACUUUCCCGAACGGACUAAUCAAAGCAGUGGAUAAUUACCAAAGCCCCGACGUUUGGAUUUAUAAUUACCUCCUCGUGGAAUGUAAGAAACAGAGCGAUAGGUAUCGUAACUUAGUACAGAACAUUGCCGCGUUUGAUGCCACCCUUAGAAAUAAAAUUAUGAAUGAGGGGGCUCACGGGACAACGAUGCCUGUGUUUGCUGCCGUGGCUGCCAAUAAGCUGGGGGGCCUGCCGAGGGGGGGGAAGAACUACCACGAAAAUGUGCACGUGCCGAAGGAGCUCGCCGAGGCAUACUUUGAGGAAUUGAAGCGGCGCAAGGCGGGGGGUAAGCGGCCGCACGGGUGA